Molecule: messenger RNA, 2497 nt
Organism: Eruca vesicaria subsp. sativa (arugula)
Lineage: Eukaryota; Viridiplantae; Streptophyta; Magnoliopsida; Brassicales; Brassicaceae
Source: the annotation of a GenBank genome assembly
AUGGAUUCCGAGAAAUUUGGAGACGAUGAUCGGAGCAUCCAUUUGCAGGUAUUGGAUCUCCAAAAGCUGGAGGAAGCUCGAGGCUCAAGCGACACCGUAUUAGAUUUCAGGAACAGCGUCGAGAAAGGAGACAGCGGCGAAACCGCAGACGCUACUCCUUCAUCUUCCGCGAUCGCGUUCCACCGAUCAUCAUCCCGUGCGCCGGAACAGAAGCUAACACUAUUCGCUCUCCGCCUUGCGAUCAUCGAGAAAAUCGCCACUUGCCUCGGAACACUAGGUUUCAUCUGGGCCACGGUGGUUCUUCUCGGCGGCUUCGCCAUCACACUCGAGAAAUCCGAUUUCUGGUUCAUCACCGUCAUCCUCCUUAUUGAAGGCACUCGUAUCUUCAGCAGAAGCCAUGAGCUCGAGUGGCAGCACCAUGCCACGUGGACUGUAGCAGGCGUCGGUAGCUUCCGUGCGCUACAAGUACGCUCUGUUUCGCUUCUCAGAAAUUUAAAACGAAUCAGUGGAGGAGUCUUAAAGCCAAUCCUCGAAAGCAGAUUGAGUCAAGAAACCCCUCGGACAUGGAAAAACUCAGAGGUUCCUCUGCUUCCCUACGCGAAAUGGCUCUACAUCUCAAGCUACGUGAGCCGUCUUCUCUACUGGCUCCAACUCCUCUCAGCAACCGCCUGCGUGUCUCUCUCUUCAUACAAGCUCGUCAGACACAACUACGGAGAAGUUCAUGACGGAGAGCUGGACAAAAGGAACAGACAAGCUGCUCUUAGCAUCUUCUACUCGCUAGCCCUAGCCGAGGCGUUGUUGUUUCUUGCGGAGAAAGCUUACUGGGAGUGGCAGGUCAGUGUGUGUAGCUUGCUUGAGAAUGUGACUAGAGAGUGUGGCUUCGGUGUAACUGGGAUAGUCUCCAUAAAGAGAUUCUUCUAUGAUGCUUACUCAAAAUCUGUGAAUGGGAGUAUCUUUGAUGGUGUGAAGAUGGAUAUGGUCAGCUUUGCUAUGGAACUGUUGGGGUCUAGCUGCUCAGAUGAACAGCUCAUAGGUGCAAGAAUUCUCAGACUGUUGGCUGUGAAUGAGCGGUCUGCAGAGGAUACGCUUGAGAAGAUAGGAAUCAACUUGCCGGUCAUUGAAAGGUUGGUGGAGAUGCUGAACUGGAAAGACAUGCAAGAAGAAGAGAUUAGGAGAUCAGCAGCUGAGAUACUAUCAAAGCUCGCUGGAAAGAAACAGAACUCUCUAAGAGUUGCUGGAAUCUCCGGUGCCAUGGAAUCGAUAUCAUCACUGUUACAGAAGACAAGAUCUUUAGGUGAUGCUCCCGACGAGAUUGGAGAGAAGAAAAUCUUCCACGACCAUAAUCUACAAUAUGAUUACUGGAGGUUCAACAACUUAGGCCUCUUGAUUCUAAAGAAGUUAUCAAGAGAUCACGACAACUGUGGAAAAAUCGGUAACACGAGAGAACUUCUUCCAAAGAUUAUUGACUUCAUGCAUACAGAUGCAACACUCUUGAAAGAUGAGAACGCAGAGAUGGUUCUGUCACGAGUCUUGACCGUGAAACGGUCCCUGCAAUUAGUUAAAAUGUUGGUAAGCAUGAGUGGGAACACUGGGAGAUGUCUUAGGAGAGAGAUCUCGGAGAUUGUUUUCACAGUCAGUAACUUGAGAGAUGUGCUGCGUCAUGGAGUGAGAUACCCUAAACUACAGAAGCUGGGGAUUGAGAUCCUGGGUUUCCUAGCCCUUGAGACAGAGGCACGUGAAAGAAUUGGUGUGACUGGAGGUGUCUUGAAAGAGCUGUUCAACAUUUUCUUGCAAAGCAAGACACAUGGGGAUGUGAAUGAGAGCCGGGUCAGAAUCGCUGCAGGGGAAGCUAUAGCUAUGCUUGCUUUGGAGAGCAGAAGCAACUGUGUCCACAUUCUAAAGCUUGGAGUCUUGGCAAGACUCGUGGAAGCACUUGAAGUUCCUUUGGUACGUGUCAAUGCAGCGAGAGUGUUGAGGAACUUGUGCUUAUACUCAGGACAUGAACGUUUUAUAGACCUGAGGCUCAUUAAAGCAGCAGCUCCCAUGGUGUUGAAAUCAAUAACACAAGGAGAUAACAAACUACAAGAAGUGAUGCUAGGGUUAGCAACACAAGUGUUCAAGUUCAUGAGUUCAGAAGAAGCACAUGUAGCUCUGAUUGAUUCAGGGAUCAAGAAACAAGAACUAGCGAAUUCGCUUGUUGCGACUCUGAGAAAGCAUGACAAGCCAGCGAUCAAAGUUCCGCGAAUCAGGAGGUUUGUAAUUGAGCUGGUGAUAUGUAUGAUGGAAUAUGAUGUGGAGAACAUCGUGAUGUUUAGAGAUUUGGGUAUGGAGAGAGAGCUCGAGAAGGUACUGGAAAACACGGCUGAGCUGGAGAACUUCGAUGUUUUCUCGGGCACAGUUGGUGUGAGCCGACAUAGCAGAACGGUUCAUUGGUUGGCUGAGUCGGUUUUAACAUUGCUUAAGGAAUAUCAACCAUAAUUAUCAUAUUUUCCUCAUA